Arachis ipaensis is the source of this 690-nucleotide messenger RNA. The record is from RefSeq and is a predicted model, not a curated record. Lineage: Eukaryota; Viridiplantae; Streptophyta; Magnoliopsida; Fabales; Fabaceae.
AUGGAAAAGCCAGAUGCUUUUGCUGCCACCGACAGAAAAGAUUCUAUCUCGAGUGACCCUCCACAGCCUCCUGUUCUUCCGCCUUCUCCAUCUCCUGAUGACUCCAGACCAGACGAUGAUCCUGCUCCUACCGUCAUACCUCCUCCUCCCGCUCGAUACUAUGCCUUUAUAUCUAACAAGGGAGAGAGAAAGAGAAGAGAGGAGCGAAUUAAGAUAAAACAGGGUGAGGGGGAGGGAAAGGAAGAAAGGGGGAAGGGAAGCCGCCGUCCCGCCGCCGCCGCUGCUCCUCUUCCCUUCGCGCUAACCCCAGAGCAAACGCGACCCUCUCCCCUCCUUCUCUCCUUCCCUGUCUCGGACGAUCUCCUCGAACCAGAGCUCACCGCCGGCGAGCCUCUUCUGCUUCACAAUGGUGCAGCAACGUGGAGCCUCCCCUGCUUCACCACCACGCAGCAACGUGGAGCCUCCUUUUCUUCACCACCACCACCGCCAGUGAGCCUCCCUGCUUCCCCUCUCUUAGUCCCUGUCGCAGAAGGAAUCAGAGCCACUAUUGCCCGUUACUCUCCCUCCAGCCCCUUCCCGUCAUGCCCAGACCGUCGGCGCUCCACCACUGCUUCCCCUAUCCCCUCUUUUCUGUUUUCUAUUUUCAUAAUCCAGGUUAUCAUUUUGCUUUCAAUUUCUGUUUUUGGUUAG